Messenger RNA from Volvox carteri f. nagariensis, 906 nucleotides. RefSeq lists its product as uncharacterized. Gene Ontology annotation, molecular function: iron-sulfur cluster binding. Gene Ontology annotation, cellular component: cytoplasm. Bases 1 to 906 code for a protein of 301 amino acids. The transcript has 4 exons. NCBI's taxonomy places the organism in Eukaryota, Viridiplantae, Chlorophyta, Chlorophyceae, Chlamydomonadales, Volvocaceae. The record is from RefSeq and is a predicted model, not a curated record. Gene Ontology annotation, biological process: iron-sulfur cluster assembly.
AUGACGUCUGCAGCUUGCUUCAUAUCGAACGGUGUCGCGCCAGGAGCUGCGUUGCAGGCGCUGCUCGAAAAAGAAACACUAUCGCUCUCAUCCAUCAAUCUUGUCUGCUGCGAACAGCAGCCAGCAGGGCAAAUCCAACAAAGUGGCUCGAAAUAUAACGUAGUUCUGGCAGCGAGCAGUUCGCCACACAGCCGAGAUGUACUCGUGCGUGUCGCGCGGGAGAUGGCGCCGGGCGGCCGCCUCUAUGUUUAUGAGGCUACUCAUCCGGGCUCAAAUGCUCCAGGAGCUAUCGACACCGGGAGAUUGGAAGCUUUAAAGCAUGAUUUACUGCUGUCGGGCUUCACGGACACCCAGGUGCUGGAUGCCACCGGGCUGAGCUCCAGCGCGGCCAAUGUGCCCGCUGUCUGGGUUUUUUCCCAGCUGCCUUCUUGGGGCUUAGGGGCGUCUGCGAAAUUGUCGCUUAAGAGGCCAGCGGCGGCGGCAGCGGCGGCGGCAGUAGCAGUGGCAUCGGCAGCUCCAGCCGCCACUGUCCCGCCAUCCAGCGUAUGGAAGCUGGGCGGAGAUGAGGAGGAUGGCAUGGAUGAGUUAGUGGAUGAGGAUGAGCUGUUGACGGUAGAGGACAGGAAGGCGGCAUCAGCUCCGAAACCAGACGACUGUGAAGUGGGUCAGUCGGGUCGCAAGGCCUGCAAGAACUGCAGCUGCGGCCGGGCGGAAGCGGAGGCUGCAGGUGGGGGCGGAGGCGUCAAGCUGACAGCAGACAUGUUGGACAACCCGCAGUCAGCGUGUGGUAAUUGCUACCUGGGCGACGCGUUCCGCUGCGCUUCCUGCCCGUACCGAGGCCUGCCCGCCUUCCAGCCCGGUGAAAAGGUCACCCUGGGGACCAACAUGCUGGCAGCGGACGUGUGA